UGGUGUCUAUGCCGUUGCCACACUCUGAGCCUGGAUUUUUUCUCGAGUUACAAACAACAAUUGACAUCUUCGAUUUUUUACAUACCCUCAAUGGCACAAUCGGCUAGAACCGUAAAGAAGCGAUCGCGCAAGGCGCAGUCACCAGACGAGGAACAACAGCCGAAACGGCCCAGGCGCAGUCGCACCCAGCCAGUAAACUACAAGCUGCCUGAGCUAUUCAACGACGACGAACUUGAGCCAUCGACAUUUAACAGCGACGAAAACGAUACCGACGAGGACUACACGACAGGGAAAAGGCAAGAGAGAGCACAUUUUGCAACGUGGCGGCCUGCAUGCCGAUGAGCCCCUUGGACAAGGAGAGCGAGCUGUCCGCAGUGGAGUCAGGCAAAAGAAAAGAGCUCAAGCCAGAGCUCUCUGAUGGCAGCAGCACAGCAAACCGCGAUAGCGACAGCGAUAUUGGAUCCAGCGACAGCGGGAAGGAUGCUCUACACGAUCACUCGGAUGCAGAAACUGCUGGAUCAGCGCAGGCAAAAAAUAAGGCCAAGCGGAGAGGAUAUAAAGCUGAGAGACAUGCAGGUCCCAAUAACGUCCGUCUCUCAGCACACGAUGCAGUGCGCACAAUGACCGCCUUGCUUGAAGAUCGCAACAAUGACAUCGUCAGACACAUUCUACUGAAGAGGGAUGUGCCCAAGGGCAGCCCGGCAUUGGGCGUUGAUCCGAUGAAGGCAGUUGAUCCAGGAUACGGCGAUGUGGAGUUGGAAGAGCCUGGAGGCGAGCAGGAUGCGGUCGAGAUCGCAAACUUUGAAAGCAUGAGGAACAACCCGAGCCUGUCCGAGGUGGCAGCGAUCGGGGAUGAUGCCGACGACGUCAUUUCGGACCCAACACGCAACGGUGACAUUGGGCUAGUAAUACGACGGACCAACAGGGAGGAUCGGUUCAUGGCACCAGGGCUAUACGCGUCGUCUGGCAACCACAGCGGUGAAGAGGUCCAGUUUGUAACCAAGCAGCAGCUGAAGUACCCGGAGCUGCUAGCACCGCGCUACAACCGUGCAUUCGCGCGUGGUGAUGCCAGCCGGACCUUCACCAGUACGCUCGACCGCCACUUUAAGCCGCUGGUUGACAUGACGCGCUCCCAUGUCAUAAACCAGGUGCGUUCAUACUCGGGAUCUUCACGCCCGCUCUCCAAAUUCGUGUCCACUACCAUUGCCGAGGAGUCUACCUUGGAACGGCAAGGAAGGCGACAAGAAGGGGGUCUUUUGCUGGGCAACUACAACACAGGGUGGCUCGGGAUCCUUGAGGCUGCAGUGCAGGCAGGCAUCCCUGACGAGGUCAUUGCAAGGUCAUAUGCGAGGCUGUACAGACUCUGCGACGUCAACAUCGCAACAGACGAGGUUGUACAUAGGGUCAAGCUCAAUAAGUUCAGGAAUUUAUUGAAACAGCGGAUGUGCCCGAUAGCCAGCACAGUUGCUCCAUUCGAGUUUUGCCUCCCUCCGAUGGCCAAUCCAAGCAGCAGAGAUGCUUAUGAGCAGCAGUCAGGCGCUGUCAUAGCCUCGCAAGAUGUAUUGCUAAUGCUGCCCGGAGAUUACGUGCUCGGUGCAUUUUCUUCGCAGUUCUACAAAGGUCCAGCCUGA
Linderina pennispora is the source of this 1631-nucleotide messenger RNA. RefSeq lists its product as uncharacterized. The record is from RefSeq and is a predicted model, not a curated record. Bases 333 to 1631 code for a protein of 432 amino acids. The transcript has 5 exons. NCBI's taxonomy places the organism in Eukaryota, Fungi, Kickxellomycota, Kickxellomycetes, Kickxellales, Kickxellaceae.